AUGAAGAAUUGGAAAUAUGGCCAGCAGGAUUCACUGGAGGCGGCACGGCAGCUCGACGAUGCGAUCGCACCAGCCAAGCGGCUAGUUGCCUUUGGCAAAUGGGACCUGUCCAUGCCCGAAGAGCAAGGUCGUCGCUUUCCGCAUUGGCAUGCGGACUCACCUUUUCAGGAAUGCGAGGACUUCAUUAGAGCGCUGGAGAAGGAGAGGAAGCGCGUUAUGGGCGAUGAGAAGCAUUACUACCUGGAUACCCUCGCCAAUCAUCACGAUUAUCAACGGCGUGGGGCUGGCUCUAUGCUUGUCAAAUGGGGCUGCGAUUUGGCUGAUAAGGACGGCGUUGCAGCUUAUGUGGAUGCUAGCAAGGAAGGCGCACCGCUAUACCAGAGACGCGGCUUUGUAGAUUUCAGUCUUCCCGGCUCUGAAGUGGCCGCGAUGGCUCGCGGCAAGAAAACUGCAUAA
Messenger RNA from Penicillium canescens, 456 nucleotides. RefSeq names its product GNAT family N-acetyltransferase. Gene Ontology annotation, molecular function: acyltransferase activity, transferring groups other than amino-acyl groups. Lineage: Eukaryota; Fungi; Ascomycota; Eurotiomycetes; Eurotiales; Aspergillaceae. The record is from RefSeq and is a predicted model, not a curated record. The transcript has 3 exons. Bases 1 to 456 code for a protein of 151 amino acids.